UGGGGCAAGUCCCCAGAAGUCUGUAUGAAUUAACUCAAGCACCAAUGCUAAAAACAAUGUAACAAACUCAUUAUAACCACAAACAGAAAAUUACAAUGCUAAAAACAAUGUAACAAACUCAUUAUAACCACAAAUUAAAUGAUUAACACCAAUUACUAAUUAGCAAGAGCUGAUUCCUUAGCAGAGUCGUUCUCUUUUUGGUCAAACCAAACAUCACCAUCAACAUGGGAAUAGAAUCAUAUAUACUAUUAUAUAAUUGCGAAGCCAGCCACCAGAGCUAUUCCCGCUGCUUCGUAGUUAUUAAUAAUAAUUUCACUGGCAAUUAAUAAGGUCAACUUAAUUGUCCAAUAAUAUUUGAGAAGCUUCAUCUCAACUUGUAAUUAAGAUCGAUCACAUUUUGAAUCAUGUUAUUAAGUGGAAGCAUGGAUGGUAGUGAUAAUUAAAAAAAUAUAAUCGUUCUGUCAUUAUUAUUUGGAUCAAUUUAGUCAACUCAUGUAAUUAUGUCUUAACUAGCAUUUAGUAAGUUGAUCUUAAUACGGCUGUUGCUCUAUUAGGAACACAAUUACAAGCAUUGUUGUUCGAUAGAACUAGCUAGUGAUAAUAUGGCUUGUUGUGGCUGCGAAGAAAUUGUCUCAACUAUAUUGAAACAAUGCCUAAAACUAGUUUUGAAGAUUUGUAUAGAAGAGAUUAACCAAAAUCUGAUUAAGCCCACUUGCAGAUUCAGUGCAGUAACCAUUAAUCUGGAGGCUAGUCUUUUGGAGGUUGAAAGAAAGAUCAUUGCCGCAGAGAAAGUUCAGCUCCAAUACAUUUUUAAAUACUUGGUGAAUUCUUCAGAAAAUGAAUCUGCAGAGCACGUGUUGAAGAAUUGGUUUCCAGAGCUGAAACGUUUCUACUACGACAUGUAUGAUUUGGUGGAUAAGUUGAGAACAGCCAAGCUCAUGUCACAGAUGGAGAGUGAAGCCGCUUCCAACAACAACGUCUGCUGCCUUAAAUUUCACCGUCUCAGUCUGCAUCGACAAAUCAUUUUAGCCAUGAAAGGCCUAGGUGUGAAUUCAGAGCAAUUUAUGGUGGAUGCAGAUAAAUGGGCGUACGAUCCGAACUCAGUUAAAGAAUCCAUUUGGCUUUUGAAGGAAAUUCCAUACUCAUCGGAAGCUACGGAUGUGAUUGGUCGAGAUUCAGACAAGCGUAUUUUGAUAAGUAAGCUGGAAAAUAAUGUUGACAAUACAACAAUUUCUAUUUGGGGAAUGGGUGGAGUGGGGAAGACCGCUCUUGCCCGUGAUGUAUAUAAAGACGGCUAUGUGACAAGCAAGUUUGAUAAAAUGAUUUGGGUUUCUGCAACAAAUAAAUAUGACUUGGGUCCAAUAAUGGCAGCCAUUAUGGAAGCUCUAGGACAACCUGCUGUAUUUUUAGAAAUAGAAAAUUCAGUAGCUUCAUUUAUCGAGAAGGUAAAGAGAAAAAAAUUGUUUCUUGUUUUAGAUGAUGUAUGCCUACACUUAGAGGGCAGUGCUGGAUUGAACCCGUGGCGGCGACUAAUAAGUGCUUUUAUGACCAGUAGUCCAUCAAGUAGAAUUUUGGUGACAACGCAAAAUUACCAGGUGGCAAACAUGUUUGGAGCUGACAGAAUGAUUCACCUUGAAUUGUUGUCUGAAAAUGAUUGUUGGUCCAUAAUAAAUUCGGUAGCCUCUCUUUCAGAUGCGGAAAUCAACAGCCAAUCAGGAGACAUUCGUUCAGAGUUAGAGCGCAAAUGCAGCGGUUCGCCUCUUGUUGCAAGCAUUUUGGCUAACAAAUUGCUCGGCGAAACAACUACACAAGGUUGGGAGAGAGUUUUGCAAAGUGAAAUAGGAACAAAAGCAUUUGUUCCGUUUUUGCACAACUACUAUCAUUUGACUCGUACUCAACAGCUUUGUUUCUCUUACUGUUCAAUUUUUCCAAAAAGCUACGAGAUUGAAAGAGAAGAUGUAGUGGAGUUGUGGAUGUCACAAAGCUAUUUCAGAGAUAUGGGUCCUGAUGGAUCAAGUGGUCUAAAGUGCUUCAAUGAUCUAGUAGAUGCAAGUUUGUUUCAACAUUGUUCAAGAGAUUACGCUGGAAACAUCAUCAAGUGCAAGAUGCAUUUGUUGGUGUAUGAGUUCGUACAAUUUCUCAUAGACCGUGAACAUGUUGAGCGAAAUGACACUUUGGUAUUGGAAGCACUAGAUCACACCUUACGUCCGACACCGUGGAAGAAUGUAAAGACAUUACGAACACUCUUUGUUGUGCCAACAAUAGAUCGGGUGAAUUCUGCUCCGCCUCCUCUGAGAUGUGAUGUUUUGGUGAAGCUUACUUGUCUUAGGACAUUAAACAUGAGUCAUUGCAACAUUAAGAAACUACCAGACAAGAUUGGAGACUUAGUGCAUCUCCGAUAUCUAAAUUUAUCAGGUAAUCCUUUGAAAAAAUUACCUAAUGGAUUAUGUUAUUUGCUUAAUUUGCAAACAUUGCGACUGAAAGGAUGCAAAAAUCUUAAAAUGCUACCAGAAAAGAUAGGAAAUUUGGCCUUAAACUUCUGUCAUUUGUAUAUCGAAGGAUGCCAGACAUUGACGGCAUUGCCCAAAGAGAUUAGAAAAUUAACAUGCCUUCGGGUGCUGGAUAUGUUUGUUGUACCUUCCCCUGAGUAUCUACAAAACUAUGAGGCAUUGAUGCUUGAGGAUUUGAACCAGUUACCAAGUAUUCAAGGGAAUUGUCAUAUAUAUUGGUGCGGAAAUCUUGAAAAUGUACCUGCUCCUAGAUUAAGCGAUAUCAAGUUUGUCAGUGUGAAGUUGAAUUUCGAAGACAGCGGCCAAAGAAGAUAUGAGGACCAUGCCGACGAAGACAUACUCAAUACUCUGCAGCCACAUGUAGGAUUGAUGUCUCUAGAGAUCAGAGGAUCUAGAGGCUUACAAUACCCGAAUUGGAUAAACUCGCUGAAUUGUUUGAGAAGUAUUGUACUAUGUGGUUGCCGAAAUUGGCCUACAUUGCCUGCAUUGGGAAAUUUACCAUCACUUGUGUCACUUCGAAUAGAAAACAUGAGUAGAGUGGCAAAUGUGAAUCUUCAGUUCUUGGGAACAGAGUAUAAUAGUAGAGGAGAGAGAUCAAUAUCAUUUCCAAAGUUAAAAGAACUACAUUUUGCUUCCUUGCCUAGUUGGGGAACGUGGGAAACACCCAAUAACAGGGACAGAGUAGUGAUGCCUUGCCUUGCUUCUUUGCAACUUUCAGAUUGUGUCAACCUUGGUGAACUACCAGACUUCCUCCAAAGAAUGACACAACUGCAGCAUUUAACCAUCAAUAAUUGUACAAUUGUCAGCCAACGUUGCAUUGCAGGCCCAAGAGUGGAUUGGCAUAAGAUUUCUCAUGUCCCAAAUAUCCAAAUCGAUGGACAAACACCAAAUCUGUGUGGGAAUGAUCCCAUAGGUAGACCACAAAGACCACCAAGGUCACAUCGAUUGGUGGAUAUUUAUCAUCCAAUUUUCAUUUUUAUUUCUUUUCUACUUUUUAUUUUUGUUUUUGUAUCUUCGCAAAGUAGACAAAUAAUGUUGUUGUUAUCUAAUUUAUUUAGAUUAUAGGUAAGGGUUGGGUGAAAUGAAGUCGGCAUACUAGUACUACCUAUAGAAGUAGUGCAACUUCUAUCUAGGGUAUAUAUUAUAUGUAUUGUUAUUUAGCAAAACCUUAUGUUAAAGCUAAGACGAAUUGCCUACUUA
Messenger RNA from Cannabis sativa, 3710 nucleotides. RefSeq names its product putative disease resistance RPP13-like protein 1. Gene Ontology annotation, biological process: defense response to other organism. The record is from RefSeq and is a predicted model, not a curated record. Lineage: Eukaryota; Viridiplantae; Streptophyta; Magnoliopsida; Rosales; Cannabaceae. Gene Ontology annotation, molecular function: ADP binding; protein binding. The coding region runs from base 603 to 3575 and encodes 990 amino acids. The transcript has a single exon.